AUGCCUGAUGGCUCAAAACAGCCAAAACUACUGACGACCCUCUAUGACAAAGAGCAUUAUAUUGUUCAUUACAGGGUUCUAAAACAAUAUUUGCAGCUGGGGUUGAAGCUCAAAAACGUGCACAAAGUGUUGGAGUUUCAGCAGUCUCCCUGGUUGAAGAGGUACAUAGACCUAAACACUGAAAUGAGGACCAAGGCAACCAAUGACUUUGAAAAAGACUUCUUCAAACUUAUGAACAACUCGGUCUUUGGCAAGACGAUGGAAAAUAUCAGGAAGCGGCUCGAUAUUAGGCUAGUAUGUGAUCCCCAGAAAACGGAGAAGCUGGUUGCUAAGCCCAACUUCAAGGGAAGGACCAUUUUCGACGAAAGAUUAGCCGCUGUGCAUAUGAACAAGACGAAAGUUAUCUUUAAUAAGCCAAUAUACGUCGGCAUGAGUAUAUUAGAUCUAUCGAAGCAUCUGAUGUACGACUUUCAUUAUAAUGUUAUGAAGCCUAAAUACGGGGGCGAUAUCAAGCUAUUGUACAUGGACACUGACAGUUACAUCUAUGACAUACAGACCGAGGAUUUUUAUAAGGAUAUGAAAGGAAUGAUUAACUGCUUUGAUACGUCGGAUUACCCAGAAAAUAACAAAUAUGAAAUGCCACAGGUAAAUAAAAAGGUUCUGGGAGAAAUGAAGGAUGAGCAUGCUGGAAAAAUUAUGGAAGAAUUCGUCGGAUUAAGAUCAAAAAUGUAUGCUUGUAAGACUGAAACAGACAUGGUAAAAAAGUCCAAAGGUGUUAAGAAAUGCGUAGUAAAAAAUAGGAUAUCUUUCGAGGACUAUAAAAACUGUUUGUUCUCACACCAACAACAGUACAGAACAAUGAAUCUCCUUAGAAGCAAGAAACACGAGAUCCAUUCAAUACAAGUGAACAAGAUAGCGCUGUCCGACAAGGACGACAAACGACAUAUCUUGGACGAUGGUAUCCAUACCUUGGCGCACGACCACUAUGCGAUACAAAAAUAA
Molecule: messenger RNA, 1002 nt
Organism: Argiope bruennichi
Lineage: Eukaryota; Metazoa; Arthropoda; Arachnida; Araneae; Araneidae
Exons: 1
Coding region: 1-1002 (333 amino acids)
Source: RefSeq, a predicted model, not a curated record